Thamnophis elegans (Western terrestrial garter snake) is the source of this 815-nucleotide messenger RNA. RefSeq names its product SNAP associated protein (gene SNAPIN). NCBI's taxonomy places the organism in Eukaryota, Metazoa, Chordata, Lepidosauria, Squamata, Natricidae. Gene Ontology annotation, cellular component: synaptic vesicle; BORC complex; BLOC-1 complex. The transcript has 4 exons. Gene Ontology annotation, molecular function: SNARE binding. The record is from RefSeq and is a predicted model, not a curated record. Gene Ontology annotation, biological process: regulation of synaptic vesicle exocytosis; synaptic vesicle exocytosis; lysosome organization. The coding region runs from base 42 to 440 and encodes 132 amino acids.
CGCAGGCGCGGAUCCUCCCGGCGGGCUUUGCGGCGACAGCCAUGGCGACGACGGCGGGCCUUCCCAGCCCAGCCGCCGGACCGGCCGCCCGGGACGUCUUCGCCGAGGGGCUGCUGGAGUUUCUGCGGCCGGCCGUGGGGCAGCUGGACGCCCACGUCCACGCCGUCCGGGAGAGCCAAGUGGAGCUGCGGGAGAACAUCGACAGCCUGGCUGCGGAGCUCUGCCGGAUCAAUGAGGACCAGAAAGUCGCCUUGGAUUUGGAUCCCUACGUCAAGAAGCUGCUCAACGCCCGGCGUAGAGUUGUCCUGGUGAACAACAUCCUGCAGAACGCCCAGGAACGCCUGAGGAGGCUGAACCACAGCGUGGGUAAAGAGACUGCCCGGAGGAAGGCCUUCCUGGAUGCCAGUAGCAACUACCCCCAUAGCUCUCCCAGCAAGUGAAAAGGGGGUGGUGGUGCUGAAGGCAAAAAUAAUAAUAAUAAAAACAAUAAUCCGAGCUUGUAGCUGCUUUACAGGCACCCACAAACUCCCGAGCAAAUCUGGAAAGAGACCAAAAUUGGGGGUUUUUGGGGGGUGCAGCCCAGAGAGAGGAAUUUGGCUGGGCUAAUUUUGGAACCCGUGUUUAAAGCGGCGAGGAAAAAUGGAAAUCUUUUGAGUCGCCAGUGUGUUUAAAAAUGGAAAUAUUUUGAAUCGCAGUGUGUUUAAAAAUGGAAAUAUAUUGAGUCGCCAGUAUGUUUAGAAUUAUAGAAUGGAAGGAUGACUCCCUUAAUAGGAGCGGAAGAAUAAUAAACAAUAACCUGAAAGUUUGAACCUUGA